GAUGCCUCUCUCUGGUGGUUUUCUUUGUUUUUCGUGUGUGGUUCUCUAGUGUCUUCUUCUGAGAAUGAUCAGAUUCCACCAAACGUCUGUCUGUUUUUCUGUUUUUUUCUGAAAAGAUCCGAAAUCAUCGCUGGAUGUUUGCAUCGAGAAACCAGCUCGCCUUCGCCAAGUAUCUACAUCGGUAAAUUUCGACAAGUAGCGAGAAAAAUGCGCUCCGUGCCAUCCGCCCAUGCGAAGCUGCUCCAACUUCCCGCACGAUUCACGGCCACUUUGGAGCCGCCGAGAAACGCGGAUGAGUUGAUCCGGGUUCUACGCCAGGUCUAUGCGUACUCGCAGCGAGGUUCGCAAAUCAAUGCCUUCUUCAAGCAAACCAGCAAGCAGCGCUGGCGCUUGGACCGGGUCACGGCAAACGCGUACGAGUCUAGUACAAGCUUGGCGCCGACCACCGGCUUUUCGAAGAGAAAGCGGGGAGAAACCUUUGGACGGAAUGGAGCCAACGGAGAGGAUGUGAUGCAAGCCAGUAGCAUCACGACGACCGAAGUGGAGGAAGAAGCGGGCCCGGCAGGAGGUGCAAGAAGAGGUCAUCAAAACUCUAGCGGUAGCGACUCUUUGUCGCCCGACGCCGAGCAGGCAUUUCGCUCGGGAAAAAAUGGCGCAAGCUCGUCUACGACGAGCGUAGAGCAGGUCAACAUUUCUAGCUCCAGCAGUUCGUCGACGCAUCCUGACAAUGCUGAAACUAUCACCGCGAAUCGACCGAAGCAGAAACCUGCUUACGCCAAUAGUCGCGUCCACUGGCUGGACCAGGAAACCACGCUGCUGAAGCAGCUCACGGCGACCUUCUUCGAGACCUGCGAGAAAUACUACCCGCCCCAAGUCCUGGAGGUGCUGCACUUGUUCAACGAGAUUGAGUAUUCAGACCUGAACCUGCAGCGGGCGGCGGUCGGUCGGAUUGAUGACUUGCUGCUCCUGCCGACACCAAGAAGGAUUUUGCAGCUCACUGUUUUUUUCAGCAAAGCCAGAAUACCGGUGGAGCACUGGUGGGACGCGAAAUUAGGGCCUCUCGUCGAGGAAAAUCUGCAGCACUUCACGCACGGGAUCCCCAAUUUGUUGGAUGCGUUGCUGUUCGUAAGGGACCAAACACAGGCUUCCAGCGAUAGACAAACACAAGCCGACGCGCAGACCGGAACUGAAAAGGACACUAUGCCGGAUGAAGAGAAUAGUCUAGAGCUGAUCAUAGACGGGCUAGCGACGCAGCUGUUGCUCGUGAAGCAAUCAAACACAAUCAAGCCUUGCGUUUUCGCCCGUGGAUUCGAGCGUCUGUCGGUUUUCGGCUACGAUUACCCGGAAUUGAAGGCAGAGGCAACGAAGAUGCUGCGGAGUGGUUCUUCCGAAACCAAUGCGAAUACAGAUCAUUUUGACGACGGUAGUUCUGCUGUCGACGACUUUUCGGAUAUCGAAGACGAAAACGAAGACAUUUUCGAAUCAAGUUUCGGAAAGUCAAAACCGGGCAAGGCAGUGAAUUCGAGCGGAGCCGACACAACUCCCGCCGGCAUCGCCACACGGACCAAUCUGGUCGCGGGGUUGCAGCGGUACAGUUCCAGCAGUUCAAGUCGAGGAAAAAGCACUGACUUUUUGGAUGACAUUGCCUCUCUCGACCUGGAGAUCGCGGUGAGGCGGGGGCUCGUGUGUUCCGAAAGGCAGUUGGAUCACUUUCUCAACAACACAGAGCAGCUGCUGUCCGAUGCAACUUUUCUUUGGCGCCGAUUCCCGCAGCAAGUAAAUUUGCUAGCGAGACUCUGUUUGAAUAAACGCGACUCAGCACAGUCCUCCGCACUCGCCGAUCUGCGCGCAAACUUCAUUCUGACAGCGAUGGAGACUCAUCUGCUCGACAGAGAUUACGACAGCGCCACGUCGGACACCAACGCAAACGAGGCAUUACUGGAAGCGAGCGCGCUGAUGCGGAAAUACAGUCCGCGGCAGCUGGUCGAUUUGCUGGAAACGGUGGCACUGCUGACAACCGACCGUGCUCCGGCAGGAAAAUCAGUAUCGACACCGACAAAAACAGAGCGGAGCCCACAACCUGAAGCGCAGUUGAUCUCUCUACUUCUCCCCUUUUUGCCACAGUUAGAUUUGAGGGCAAAGCGCCGGCUGUACCGGCUGUGCUGUUGCUGUAGCUUUAGCAACUCGGAGGUAGAGGCUAAGCGAACCCCCGAUUAUGCACCAGCAGAAGUCACGAAUUCGCAACAAACGCAAGCACUCUGGCGGAAACUGACCCUAACGCUGCUGACCCGACACGGUGAACCGCCGGCGUUGCCCGUCUACAAGGUGGAGCCUAAAAAUGGCAGUGAGAGCACAAGAACUACAGUCGUUGCGGGAGAGGUUGUCUUUCCCCUCUCCCCGCAGCGCGGUGCUGGGAAUGAUUCUCGAAUGAACUCUUGCCUCCGUCCUUUGUCACACUUGGAUGUCGAUACACGAGGAAACUUCACACCAAUUUUCUCUCUCCAGCAAAUUGCAUGGAAACAGCAAGCCUGGAAUGUCCGACAUGAUCCAUAGAACGCGAGCCGAAUCAACGAUAAAUGAAGGCAAGAUCAUCAGGCACCGCAACAAAGAAAUAUUGCGGUACGAACGCAAGAAAGGGCUGAAAAAAUCAACAGCAACAAUCUUUGCCAUGUUCAGAAGAUUCCAG
Amoebophrya sp. A120 is the source of this 2686-nucleotide messenger RNA. NCBI's taxonomy places the organism in Eukaryota, Dinophyceae, Syndiniales, Amoebophryaceae. The record is from the annotation of a GenBank genome assembly.